CCUCGUCUAUUAGUAUCAUGCUUUCUUAUGACUUUUUCUCUAACACCAUUUGGAUAUCUGCUGUCUUCCCGUGACGUUCAACGGGUGCAAGUGUUAAGCUACUCGUUAAUCGGUUUCCAAUACAGUGCAGCCUGUAUCAAUAUCGUAGAAAGAUAUAAUCUAGUGUAAAAGUGGACGAAGAAUGUCUAGUGCGAAGAUGUUGAAAGUCGGAAUAUUGUGUCUCUGUUGGGCGGCCACACUAGCCACUGGAGUUCAGAUUGUACCUGGAAUUGAUGAUAUUGUGCCUGUAAUAUUUAAUUCAACCACUACUGCUCCUAAGACCUCAACAACUCCUAUACCACAAAAUUCUACAACUGAAGUACCACAAACUACUACGACUCCUGCACCACAAACUAAUACAACUUCUGCACCACCAACUACUACGACUUCUAAACCACCAACUACUACGACUUCUGCACCACCAACUACUACGACUUCUGCACCACCAACUACGACUUCUAAACCACCAACUACUACGACUUCUAAACCACCAACUUCUACGACUCCUGCACCUGUACCAGCACCAACUGCUGGUAUGUGGACUGUUAAUGGAACAAACGCAACGUGUAUCGUCAUAGAAAUGGCUGUGCAGUUCAAUAUCUCUUAUACAACCAAAGAUCAAAAUGAAACUUACCAAGAGGUGGAUCUUCCUGCUGAUAACAAGACUUUGGCCACUGGUGUUUGCGGAAGUCUUGAGCAAAACUUGACCCUAUCGUGGAAUACUUCUAUAACCGUGAACAAUAGUCUGACCUUGCAUUUCGUUCAAAAUAGCACUACGAAGCAAUAUUCUCUUCAUCACCUUGAGGUGAUAUUAGAUCCUCAAAAUUUCCCCAACAUUAUUACCAGCACUCCCGUCAAACUGAUUCACGAGCCACACCAAUUCAGCACUUCUUUGAGCAAUUCCUACCGGUGUCUCAAAGUUCAAAGUCUUAAUCUCACUGCUGAAGGACACAAUGAAACUGUAGGAUUCCUGAAAAUCGACGAUCUGCAAUUCCAAGCCUUCCGUGGAGAUAACAGCACCACCUUUGGUUUCGCCGAAGACUGCGCAUUCGAUACCCCAGACAUUGUACCAAUUGCCGUAGGCUGCGCACUGGCGGUUCUAGUUGUCAUUGUUCUGGUUGCCUAUCUAGUGGGACGUAGACGUAACCAGGCACGUGGCUACCUUAGCAUGUAAUCUGGAAAAAGCCCAGGUUUUCUAUUAUUACAUUACAAUAUACCGUCUACCGUACGAAUUUUUUCGUCUUUAUCAACAAGUCUUUACUACACUAAGAAUAAUCUGUCCCUUAUGCGUUUCGCACGUUGCUCGACUCUGCCGCGGACGUUCUUUUCAUAUAUCGACAACUUUUACAUCAGAAACUAUAUCAAAAACAAAGAAAAAGGAAAAUGUCGUUCCAAGGAAGCCACUCGAGUUUCAAUGGAAUGAUAGGAAUAGCUUGUCUUGGCUUAAGCCCCACAGAAGGAAAUUACAAUAAGUGUAUCAAUGAAAUCGCUAAAAAAACAGUAGCUAUCAGUUCUUAAGUAACAAGAAUCUCUUUUUAAUUCAAUGAGAAAUGAUUUAAAAACUAAGGACUCCCGCGGAGAACGUUCAUUGUGCUUUAUUCGAGAUAUAACUUUUAUAGUUUGUUUUUUACAUUUUCUUUCUAAGAAGAGCGUUCGAUGCAGUGUCUAACAUUAUGUAUGCAUUCACAGUACGUAAAUUUAUUACACUGUAUCACUGAAUAGAGUUACGUGUUAUGCAUAAAUAUGCGUGAAAACAUUUUUUCUUUUCUCUCUCAGCUAAAUUCGAUGCUUCGAGUGUGUGGUUCGUUGUUGGGAAGCAGCGCGAAGUGAAAAAAAAAAGUACAUACAGGGUGGGGCAUUUAUAGUGACCAGGUCGAUUUUUUCGGAAGUGACAAAAAAAAUGAAAGUUGGCCAUCGAAUUACCUUAACGCCUGCACUCAGGAAGGAAUUCAAUAACAUAAUCUUUGGUCCCCCUUGAAAUCUUACAACUUGUGUAUGGAAAACUUUUUCUCAUAUCUGGCUUCGUUUCCGAAAAAAAUCAACCUGGUCACUGUAAGUGCUCCAGCUUGUAUAUAUUAUAUACAAUUAUCAUUAAAGGAGAAUUUUGCCAGUGAAACUGAAAGUGCGAGAUCAGAAUUUCUCUUGGCAUGGGACUCUUUCUUUAAUCUUACGUAAUGCUGUUUUAUUUUCUUUUUGUUUUCAUUUAAUAAGUCCAUUAUUUCCUUUGUUUCGUGCUGCUUCGCGUGCGAGCGUCGCGAGACUGAGUUAACGGAAGUCAUCGUGGGUCGAGUAUAUGGUAGAUAAAAGCCUUUUCGAAAAAAGAAACAAAGUUGUAUAUAAUAUAAAUGAAGUACUAAUUUUUGGAUUACACACCUGUCUUGUUUAAACAGGUGCUAAGGCAUAAAUAAAGAUACAUAUGAGAACAGA
Cephus cinctus (wheat stem sawfly) is the source of this 2466-nucleotide messenger RNA. It is a transcript of the gene Lamp1, whose product is annotated as lysosome-associated membrane glycoprotein 1. Bases 182 to 1213 code for a protein of 343 amino acids. Lineage: Eukaryota; Metazoa; Arthropoda; Insecta; Hymenoptera; Cephidae. The record is from RefSeq and is a predicted model, not a curated record. The transcript is spliced from 5 exons. Gene Ontology annotation, cellular component: membrane.